AGAAAAAGUUGUAUAUUUGAAACUAUUGUUUAGUAUGAAAAAGAGAUAAAAUUUGGAUCGGAAAAUGGCGAAAAGUCACCUUAGGCUUUUAUCUUCGAGCAGCGAGAGUGAGGACUCGUGUGAUGAGGAUCAAGAUGGAGCUUCCAUGAAUCCAAGAAGAGGAAUAUCAGAUGAUAGCGAGGAUUCUGAGGAUGAAAUGGAUUGUAAUGAAGAAGAAGAUGAAAUAUUUCAGGAUCCCGGGUCGGACGGCGAUGCCUCGUGUGCAAUAUGUUUGAACGAAUUCACAAAGCAGAAAGUUGGAGUUCCAAACAACUGUCGGCACAUAUUCUGUGUGGACUGUAUUCUUGAAUGGAGUAAGAAUGCCAACUCAUGUCCGGUCGACAGAAUUGAGUUUGAAGCCAUUCAAGUUUAUCGAAGAUUUGGCGGAGUUUUUGUUCAUGAACUUGUUGUUGAGAAGAAGAUAAACGUGGUUGAAACUCACGAGAACGACACCAACUGUCAAGUGUGUGGUAGUGGGGAAAAUGAAGAGACUUUGCUUUUAUGCGAUGGAUGUGAUUUGGGAUACCAUUGUGCAUGUUUGAACCCACCUCUUGAACAAGUUCCUUCUGAUGAAUGGUUUUGUAUCAACUGUAGACCUUCACAUGCUGCAGAACCACAUCCAAGGCACCACCGAGUGAUUGGACGAACCUUAGCGAGCGAGCGUGUUCGAAGUGACAUCACAAGAUCAAGACUUCGACACUCUGCGCUUGUUUCUUCUCUAGAUGAACAAAUAGAUUCGAUCGUGACCGAGAUCCUCUCUAACUCCGGUCAUCGUCUCCGGAUCUCAAACUCUUCCGCGAGGAGACCAAGAUCUUCAUCUCGAAGAUCAACCUCCAGGAAGAAGAGGACAGGAUCAAAGAAGCGAAGAUCCACAUCCAAGAAGAGGACUUCCAAAAGAAGAAAGACUAAAAGAGGAAGAAAGACAAACAAGACCCCGAGACAUCCGAUGUCAAACCGAGUAUUUGGUGGAAGAUGUGACAACAAUGCUGGUAAUUCAACAACCAAUGAUAUCACUAAUGGUACGUUCAGUAUCAUGGGAGGAGCUGAUGAUUUGGAUGAAUACAUGCAAUCGCGUUCAGAUGAGGGCGAUCCAAGUUACAUUACCGCACAGAAACAUAGAAUGCUAUCUUUAUCCGCGAUAAGAUUCAACGUUCCGCUGCCUUCAUUGCUGUCGGCAUCUUCUACUCGUGGUAUGGACAGAGUUAGCCGACCACCCCCCACCCCUGACUUACUUGGAAGCAUCCUGCAAAGUCAGGAAGUCCUGCUUGCCCCGACCACCAACAUACAAAUACAAAGUGGGGGAAAAAUCCUGCUUAAGCCAAAGAGUCAAACCGGUCCAAACGAGUUAUUACCGGUUUCAUCCGCUAAAGAAAAGUUGUCAAAGACCCCUCACACACGACAGAAUGGAUUGUCACAUACUGAGAAUUCAGGUCAAUCUUCCAAAUCUAAGAAAGAAAAAGAAACGUCUUCCUCAUCCCGAUCUUCCCAUUCAAACAAAUCAUCUUCCUCUAAAUCCUCUUCUUCUCGAGAUAGAGGAUCAACAUCCAGUGAAACCUCGUAUCAGAAGAUCGAAAAGUCGUCCCAUGGAAGCGGAGGAGUUAAAUCUGAACCUCCAGAAGAUCAAGAUCAGGAUGAAAAACAGAUGAACAAAUCGGACAAAAAGUCCUCCGCAGCAGCAUUAAAAAAUCGUCGGAUCUUAAUCAGACCAGUCUUCAACCUCCCGAGCGGCAUCCAGAAGUCCGGGAGCAGCUCUAAAGAUCAAAGUGAGAGCCAGAAUGUUUAUGAUCCUUUUGAGCCGACAGAGGAUGAUGAGUUAUCUUUGCAUCCACAUCAGGAGGAUCUUCUUUAUGAUCCUUUCCAACCGACAAUCUCGGAUGAAGAAAAGGAAGAGAAAGAGAAAAAAGAUUCCAGCAUUGAAACAAAAGAAGUAAAAACCAAAGUGAAACAAGGGAAAAAAGGCUCAAAAGAGUCUUCAAAGGAAAUAAAGGAAGAGCCAGUGUUUGAUCUUGACGUGGAUGCGAUGUUAGAUGAUCAACUUGAUGCUGCAACUGAUCCCGUGCUUCUGGUGAAGACUCCUUUGAAGAAGGAGAUAAAACAAGAAAAAGUAGAAGAAGAGAAGAUGGAAAGUCCUCCUGCUCAUCCUCCUCCUAAAGUGAAGAAAGAGAGGAGUGACGCGGUUGAGCUCGAUAUGUUUGCCGAGAUGGAGUUGGAAAGAGUGGAGAAUGCUACGGAUGUAACUCGUGAUGAAGGUGAUCCUCUUGACUCUUGGAGGACCAAUGUCCCGUCUUCUUCUGAUCAAGUUUCUCUUCCUGGAUUCUCAUCUUCCAAGGAUACCUCCGGACCCCCUAUUAAGUUCAAGAAGUUAAACAGGAAGAUCAGGAACUCAUUUUCGAAGGAAAACAUCAACCAAGAGGAUAAUGAGGAAAAAAGUGUUGCUGAAAGUAGAGAAAAACAAGAGAAACCUGAGCAGGAUGAAAAACAAGAAACGGAAUCUGGAAACACUAGAAAUCCAUUGACAAAAGAUGAAUUGAAGAAAAAGUCUUCGGGAUCAAGGAGUAAAAGAUCAAGGUCCAAGAGCAGGAGUCGAGUGUCGCGUUCAAGGAGGUCCCGGUCUCGUUCAAGGAAUCGAAGAUCAUCUGAUGCACGUCGUCGAGAUUCAUAUGACAGGAGGACCUCGUCGAGCAAAUAUCCAAGGAAUAGGUCAAGGAACUCCAGGAGCAGAUCAAGAUCCAGGGAUCGGAAAAGAAGACGCUCGAGAUCAAAGGACCGAUCUAAAGAUAGGAAAGCUCGCUCCAGGAGCAGGUCAAGAAGAAGAUCAAAGAGCGAUCUUCAGUCUACUUCCCAACCAUCCACAAAAGAGAGUUUGGAAAAGAAAAAGGAAAAAAAGUCAGAAAAACGAGCAGUUAAAAACGAAGAGAAAUCUCUAGAAAGGGAAAAAGGUAAAAAAAGUAAGGAAAAAUCCCCUGAAAGUAUUGAAAAGAUUAAAGACAUGGAAAUAAAAAAAGAGCCAAUUUCAAACAGUACUGCAGUAGGAGAAUUAAGUGAAUCUCGAGAAAAAAACAAAGAUGACGUAAAAUCUGAAGGUGUUUCGGUAAAACAAAGUAGCAAUGUUGAUCAUGAGGCUGAAGCAAAAUCUAAAUCUAAAAAGAGGAAAAUUAAAGAGGAAGUUUUAUCAACAGAUGAUAAUUUGGAAGGGAAAUCUGAGAAGUUAAAAUCUGAGCAUGACAUAGCUGGUUCAAGUCAGGAGAAAACGAAACUUGAAAACAAAGAUUCGAAUCUUGAGAGGGAAAAAGUUGUGGGGAAGCAAGAUGUAAAGAAGAAGAAAAAGAAGAAAGAUGACAAGGAAGAGACUGGUCGUCCACUGAAGAGGAAGAAGAGCAAGCACAAAGAUGAGGAGUCUGUGAGUGAUCUUUCGGUGGAAACGAGCAAGAAAAAGAUAAAAGAAGAAGCGGCAUCUGAUCAUGAGAAGUCUCACGCGAAGAAACAUAAGAAGCACAAGAAGCAUGAUUCGGUGAAACAUGGUGAUGCUUCUCCCGUGAAAAGUCAUAAAUCUCACAAGAAGAAAAAAAAGAAAAGUCAUCAGGAGAAUGACGACUUUGCUGAUAUGCUCCUGGAGGACUUGGAGGUAACUAUAAAACCUGACACAUCAGAUGAGAAGAGGGAAAAGAGCUACUCUUCUUCCAAAGAGCAAGCUGUGAAAGAACCAGAAACUUGUUCUUCUGGGAGUUCAGGCGAUCACAGGAUGUUGGAUUCCGAUAAAACUGAUGAAAAGUUUGAAAAACUUGAAAUAAAAACUAAUUUUGAAGAAUCAAUUGAUGAUAUGCUCGAACAACCAUAUUUUAAAACCGAAACAACGACAGAAAGUAAGUCGGUUGAGAUGAAUAUGAUGUUGGAUGACGUAGAUGCGGGAAGAAGUAAAUCCUCAGAUUGUGACAUGAGAAGCCCUUCGCCGAUCUCUCCCAUCCUUCUCUCACCGGAUCAGAGUCCUCUUCCAGGAGCAAAUCACUCCCUCCUCUCAAAUGAUCUCAAAGAGACCCCAAGUUAUGCAGAAGAGUUUCUGGAGCAAUCGAGGAAGAGGUGGAAUGAAAAUCUCCGGAAGAAGUCGGUUUCUGUUACUCCGGAGGAUCUUCCUGAUAAGGAAGCGGGAAUCGAGUCUUCCCUUGGGAGCCAAAUUUCACCCCUAAAGUCUGAUGUGAAAAACUCAUCAAAUGAAGUAGUGAUGGUUAAACUAGAUAGUGACGACCAUGCAACGGUGUCCGACAUUUUUGCUGAGUCAUCAGGCAAUGUUACACCCAUGGAUGACUCAUCACAAAUUGCGCCGGAAAAUUUGCCUGGAGAAAAAACAAUUUCAAUUGAGUUGGAAAAGAAUUUUGAAAUAUCUAAAAGUGAUAAAAAAAGAGAAAGUGACAGAAAAGAAAAUGCUUCAUGUUUGAAGGAUAAAGUUGAAACUAAACGUAAAACUCCAGAAAAAAGCAAGUCCCGGUCAAAAUCGGAUAAAAAACACGAGUCUACUUCGAAAAGAAGAAGAUCCAGCGAUCACUCGUCUUCGAAGAAGCAAAGAUCAUCAAGGUCGCCACGUAGAAGAUCGGAGAGGUCACGAAAGCGGAGCCGUGACUCCGAUUCGUGGCACAAGCCACGGAGGAGGUCAAGUCGCUCUCAUUCGUCACCUGACCAUCAAAGACGGAGUGACAAACACAAGAGGUCGCCAUCACCAGUGAAAAGACGGGAUUCCAAAAAUACUCAUACUUAUAAAACUGAACUAAAAGUAGAAAAGGUUGAAGAACCGCAACCGAUUUCUACGAUAACGAGUCAAAAGUUUGAGCCAUUAGAAGAUAAUAUAACAGAACAUGAUUCUCAAAUACACAACGAGCUUUUAUUUUCUGCUCCAAAUAGUUCUGCGUUGAUUCAAAUCAACACAGUUGAUCAACCUGUAUUGAUGGAAGAUGUCUCAAGUAAAAUAUCCACACAACAACAACUUAUAUCUAAUAAAAACCAAAGUAGUGACAAAACCUCACCAAAGACACUUCCAAACAAAGUUCCCGUGGCCGUCAUAUCACCAACAAAACAAGAAGUAAAAGCACCCGAACUUUACUCUCCAUCUUGCCCCAUCUCCCCUGAGUCACCUGAACCAAUAGGAGACCUUCCUCCUCCCCCGCCGCCUAAAAUCAACCAAUCACCAGCCAAGGUUGGAGUGGGCGUAUCAAAAACAUCAGAAGUUGAAAACGAGAAGAAAUUAAACCCGACGCAAAUAUUAAACAUCGCUGGUUUGAAUCCCACACAGCAAUCGGCAGCUAAAGAUGCGAUCAUGAGCAUCGCUGAGUUGUCUCGACAACUACAACUGGGCCAGAUUCUCCCAAACAAAGAAACAAGCCAUAAAGAAAAAGAUGGAUUAUCUCCAGUUUCAAUUGAUAAUAUUGAAAGUUCUGCUGUUGAAAUGUACAACAAGGGAAAACAAAAAACGUUGCUGAAAAAACUAACUUUUCAACAAGAAGUUGUCGAAGCCGCAAAAUCAGCGAUUAAACCUCAUUAUGAACGAAGAGAAAUAAACAAAACGCAAUACAAGGAUAUUAUGAAACGAGCGGUUAAUAAAAUUUGCCAAGCUGACAAGACAAAGAUUGUAAAUCCUGUAAAAGUUCGUCGAUUAAUACGAAGAUACGUUGAAUGCUAUCAGAGGAAAAAUGUAAAAAGUAAAGAGAAAAUGAAAAACGUCUUGGAUUUAAAAGUUGAAAAACAUAUGCGUCCGAAAAUUUCCGAUCCUUCCGAGAGUCCUCCAAGUCCGAUUGGAUCUCCCCUCACUGCUCCUGAAUCCGCAUCGGAGGACACAAGCAACACUCCAUCACUGUUGAAGCGAGAGCCAAGGAAGAUCGUAACUCUUCCCGACUUACCGCUUCCCCCACCCCCCCCUCCACCAAGGCCAAGAUACUAAACUCAUAUUUUACAACAUGUAAACUGUGGCCUCUCACUUGUUAUUGUUUCAUUUACACCACAGAGUUAAAUAACAUUGCAUUUUUUUGCGAAAAGGGAAAUCUAAGAAAAUUGAAAUGCAAGAUAAUUUGAUUUUUUUGUCGGCAAAAAAAAGGAAAAUUUAAAAAAAAUCUAACUAAUAGAGAUUUCUUUUUUGGCGACUAUCAGUGUUAGUCUCACUGUGGUGUAAACAUUAUUUUUUAUCGAUUUUCAGGUCACUUUUUUAACCUGUCGCCUUUUCGUUUGGUGAACCCAAUUUUAAAUCUUGUGUUCGGACAAACUUGCGUUAUAAUCAUGUCAGUUUGCGAUCGUUUUAUUUAAAGUGCUGUGUGGACGUUUGCAUUCUGUAAAAAUACGUGUACAAAAUCUACAUAAAAACAUAAUGAGCAAGUA
Molecule: messenger RNA, 6396 nt
Organism: Ciona intestinalis (vase tunicate)
Lineage: Eukaryota; Metazoa; Chordata; Ascidiacea; Phlebobranchia; Cionidae
Source: RefSeq, a predicted model, not a curated record